Messenger RNA from Colletotrichum spaethianum, 702 nucleotides. Its product is annotated as exosome complex component RRP46. The record is from RefSeq and is a predicted model, not a curated record. Bases 1 to 702 code for a protein of 233 amino acids. Gene Ontology annotation, biological process: poly(A)-dependent snoRNA 3'-end processing; nuclear mRNA surveillance; rRNA catabolic process. Gene Ontology annotation, cellular component: cytoplasmic exosome (RNase complex); nuclear exosome (RNase complex); nucleolus. The transcript is spliced from 2 exons. Lineage: Eukaryota; Fungi; Ascomycota; Sordariomycetes; Glomerellales; Glomerellaceae.
AUGGGCCAAUGGAAGUGCAAAGAAGAGAUGAAAAUCCUUUCGAAUCAGUCGUCGAUGUUGUCGUACGACCUGCUGCAGGGGUUGGAGGUCAGACUCCUAGUCUCCAAUAACUUCUUGGAAAGACUUGCUCACGAUGGAUAUAUAGGCACGGGAGAACGCCAGCUCGAAAACAUUCUGCAGUCCGCCCUCCGUCAGCUUAUCCCCGUCAAGAACUUCCCUCGAUGUCUCAUUCAGAUCACACUUCAAGUGACCGAAACACCCCAGAACGAUUACACGAAUAGCAAGGUCGUCCAAGCUCAGUCGAUCCUUCUCAUGAAGAGUUUGCCUCUCCUGCCAGCUCUGUUCCACAGUGCCGUCUUGGGUCUGUUGUCGGCCGCUGUGCCCUUGAAGACUAUCGCCACGUGCACCACUCUGGCCAUCCUUGAAAAUGGCAACAAGAUCGUCGCCGACCCGUCUCCUCUGGAGGCAGAUCAGGCAACAUCUCUCCACGUUUUGAGUUUCACGUCGCAGGACGAUCUGCUGUUGGCGGAGAGUGAGGGAGCCUUUACCAUGACCGAGUGGGAUAAGGUGGUUGGCACAGGUCAGAAAGUGUGCGGUCAGCAUCGCGAAGCGGAACUUGGCUCAGCCAUAAACGAAGAUGGGCAAGACUCAGUCGACAUGCGACGGUUUAUCCGGACGGUAAUGGAAGCCAGAGCUGCGUAG